Molecule: messenger RNA, 387 nt
Organism: Prorocentrum cordatum
Lineage: Eukaryota; Dinophyceae; Prorocentrales; Prorocentraceae
Source: the annotation of a GenBank genome assembly
AUGAAGGCCCUUGAUACGCUCGGCAUGUACAACAGUUUGGGCGUGCCCAAUGUUGCGGGCAUCGAGUCUCUGAUGCGGGAGGCGCAGCUCGUCGAGUACGCGUACUCGAAUCACGACGGCGCCCCGGGAUCGGCCCCCGACCCUGCUGAGGGCGGCAGCGGCCGUGGCAAAGAGGGUCGGGGUCGUGGCCGUGGAGGUGUUGCAGGCGCCUUCGGAUACCUUGACGAGUACAACGCUUUCCGUGGUCAGCGUGGCAACGGCGAGGCGAUGAUGUGUCCCGCCCUCGUCGAGUUGGUCGGGAAGCAGGUUGAGCGCGACGCCAACAUCCUCAAACAGGUCCGCAAAGCCCGCGAAGAGAGGGCUGAUGCGGGCCCGGCCUCAGGCUAG